GUGGAUUUCAUGCGCUCCGGAUGAAAACGUUUUCUUGUUGUUUCCCGGGCCUCGCUAUAGUGAACUGGCCUUCCCCUCUCAAGUCCCACGUUUGGACACGAGGGAGGACAAUAGACUCCGCGGAGGGAAGUUCAAUGUCUACUUCGAACCGAGGGACAACCAUUUAACCGAAUGGAAUGGGAGUAGUUCAACUGAAAGGCAGCCAGAGUUUAAGAAAACUAUCAAUCACCGCGUAGCACCGUGUUGGAGACCGAGCAUUGUCCAAUAUCUACACCAGACAUGGUUCACUUUCAGCCGGGGCCGUCAAGGACACGACUACCGCUUCUUUAAAAUUAUUAUUAUUAUUUUUUUAAAUAUAUGCAGCAACCGCGAAGGAGGUGUAGUUGAGAAUAACGCGUCUUCAACUGUUUAUCAAAUAGCAAAGGCGGGGUGGGGCGGGGGAUAGGUGUUCGGAGGAUUAAUUAUGCCUGACCAAAUCACAGUGUCGGAGUUUGUGGUGGAGACCAACGAGGACUACAAGUCGCCCACCGCCUCCAAUUUCACCACCAGGAUGUCCCACUGCAGGAACACCGUGGCCGCACUGGAGGAGGCUUUAGAUGUGGACCGAAGUGUUCUAUACAAGAUGAAAAAGUCAGUGAAGGCCAUCUACACGUCUGGUUUGGCUCACGUUGAGAAUGAGGAGCAGUACACACAGGCAUUGGAGAAGUUUGGAGAAAAUUGUGUGUACAGAGAUGAUCCUGAUUUGGGGUCAGCAUUCCUCAAGUUUUCUGUCUUCACCAAGGAGCUCACUGCCCUCUUUAAAAACCUGUUCCAGAACAUGAACAACAUCAUCACCUUUCCUCUGGACAGUCUGCUGAAAGGAGACCUGAAAGGAGUCAAAGGGGAUCUGAAAAAACCUUUUGACAAAUCCUGGAAGGACUACGAAACUAAAGUCACCAAGAUAGAAAAGGAGAAGAAGGAGCAUGCGAGGCAGCACGGCAUGAUCAGGACGGAGAUUAGCGGGGCGGAAAUUGCCGAGGAGAUGGAGAAGGAGAGGAGAUUAUUUCAGUUGCAGAUGUGUGAGUAUCUACUCAAAGUCAACGAGAUCAAAAUCAAGAAGGGAGUGGACCUGCUGCAGAACCUCAUCAAGUACUUCCAUGCACAGUGCAAUUUUUUUCAGGAUGGUCUGAAAGCGGUAGACAACCUGAAGCCUUCCAUUGAAAAACUGGCCACAGAUCUGCACACAAUAAAGCAGGCACAGGAUGAGGAGCGAAAGCAGCUGACUCAGUUACGGGAUGUUCUUAAGACAGCGUUACAAGUGGAGCAGAAGGAGGAGUCGCAGGUGCGGCAGAGCACCACCUACAGCUUACAUCAGCCGCAAGGCAACAAAGAGCACGGAACUGAGCGCAGCGGCUACCUUUACAAAAAAAGUGAUGGGUUGAGAAAAGUAUGGCAGAAGAGGAAAUGCACUGCGAAAAACGGAUACCUCACCAUCCCGCACGGCACCGCGAACAGACCGCCAGCCAAACUCAAUCUGCUCACCUGUCAGGUGAAACACAAUCCUGAUGAGAAGAAGAGCUUUGACCUCAUAUCCCACGACAGAACCUAUCACUUUCAGGCCGAAGACGACCAGGACUGUCAAAUCUGGAUCUCAGUGCUCCAGAACAGCAAGGAGGAGGCGUUGAACCAGGCUUUCAAAGGCGACCAGCAUGUCGGCGAGAACAACAUAGUGCAGGAACUGACCAAGGCCAUCCUGGCCGAGGUGAAGAGAAUGACGGGGAACGACAUGUGCUGCGAUUGUGGAGCGCCCAACCCAACGUGGCUGUCCACCAACUUGGGCAUUCUCACAUGUAUCGAAUGUUCCGGCAUCCACAGGGAGCUGGGAGUCCACUACUCCAGGAUCCAGUCGCUUACUCUGGAUGUACUCAGCACCUCCGAGCUCUUGCUGGCCAAGAAUGUGGGGAAUGCAGGCUUCAAUGAAAUUAUGGAGGCAGGUUUAAGUGCUGAAAAUGCAGUGAAACCCAACCCCGCCAGUGACAUGCAGGCGAGGAAAGACUUCAUCAUCGCCAAGUACACCGAGAAGCGCUUCGCCAGGAAGAAAUGUCCCGACUCUGCUUCGCGGCUCCACACGCUGUGUGAUGCCGUCAAGGCCCGGGACAUCGUCUCCCUCAUUCAGGUCUACGCUGAGGGAGUAGACCUGAUGGAACCCAUACCGCUAGCCAACGGACAUGAGCAAGGAGAGACCGCUCUUCAUCUGGCUGUCAGGAUGGUGGACAGAACCUCUCUUCACAUCGUCGACUUCCUCACGCAGAACAGUUUAAAUUUGGAUAAGCAGACAGCCAAAGGCAGCACAGCGCUGCACUACUGCUGUCUGACCGACAACAGUGAGUGUCUGAAGCUAUUGCUGAGGGGGAAAGCAUCCAUAGACAUUGCUAACGAGGCUGGGGAGACACCGCUGGACAUCGCUCGCAGGCUCAAACACUUCCAGUGCGAGGAGCUGUUGAACCAAGCGUUGGCAGGGAAAUUCAACGCACACGUCCACGUGGAGUAUGAAUGGUGCCUGCAGCAUGAAGACUUGGAUGAGAGUGAUGAGGAUCUCGAUGAGAAGCCCAGCCCCCACCGCAGAGAAGAGCGUCCAGUCAGCUGUUACACACCGAGCACCAACUCCCACAUGCAUGGCCGCGACAAGCAGCGUUCCUAUCUGCCAAAUUUGGUCAACAACGAGACCUACGGCACCAUCGUCAACAACAACCCACCUCAGCCCGGUCUGCCCGCCACCACCUCUGCGCCACCCUUACCCCCUAGAAACCUGGUCCAGUUAGCAGGCCUCGGCGGGACGAGUCAGCCCUCGUCGUCCAGCAGCUGGAAGCCCGCUUCCUUAGACCUGGUUGGUCGGCAACGAUCGUCUUCAGACCCACCCAACAUGCACCCCCCGGCGCCCCCUGUUCGACUCACCUCUACAGCAGGUUUGGGUCCUUCUCCUGCAGGAAAGGUUGACGCACUGAGUUUACACCCCAAGUCAGGUCAGGGACCUGCUGGAUCCAGAAGCAGUCAACAAAAGUCACCGGCAGGCAAUGAUAAAAAUUUCACCCGGACGCCACUAAAUCGUACAGGGUCUAUCGAGCGACCAACUAAGGAAGUGCCAGGGUGCCCCCAGAACUCCAUAGGUCACGCUCUGGCUCCAGCCCACCACUCCAGGAAGGCUUACACUAAGCACAGGCCGAAGCGAGUGAGGGCCAUCUACAACUGUAUGGCAGACCACCCGGAUGAACUGACCUUUUCGGAAGGCGAGGUCAUUGUGGUGGAUGGGGAGGAGGACCAGGAGUGGUGGCUGGGCCACAUUGAAGGAGAUCCGAUGAGACGAGGAGCCUUCCCGGUCACCUUUGUACACUUCACUGUGGACUGAAAUGUCACCGCUGGGGUGGUCAGCAACUGCAGGAAUAGAAAAAAAAAAGUGCGGGCCUGCGUCCCCUCCUGGUGACCGUGAUGCCAUUCAAUGUGUUUUUGAACUGCUUGGUGUUUGUGACUAUAGAACGCAAUUGAAAUAAUUGUAGUGAACAGCGUCUCUCAAUAAAUGCACUUUCCCUCGCCGCGCCGUCACGCGUGAUGAAGGUUGUGCACCACUUCCUCUUCCUCCUCCUUUUUAUAUGAGCAGUCAGCAGGCCUUCACCGUGCAUGAGAAAAUUUAAAUAAAUUUAAUGUGCAGGUUCCUUUAUGAACGUGCUUGGUGAUGGCAGGAGGUUUCCUAUUCUUCCCAUUUUGGGAAAAACUAAUCAAUCAUGCGUCAUGCAAGGAGCAACACUCUUGUUCUUCUUUUAUUCAAUCGUGUCCAAUGACGAGGCCAUUUCCACAUUAAAGAUACCCAUUCAACUCCUAAUUUGGCCUGAGUAUGAAUACUUUUGAAUUUACCUGUACGCGUGUGUGCUCUUUCUGUUUGUGUGAAAACCUCUUGACAUUCCGCCUUUCUUUUGUAGACAUAUCUCUUGUGGGGAACAUGCUCUGAUAAGCUCCUGUCACUCCAUUAGAAUGUAUUUGUGUUUUUGUUUUUUUUCCCACUUGGCAAACAACCAGCUGUGCAGCAUCUAACGUCCUCCUUUUUCCAUUUAUACAAAAAGUGUGUUGUUUUCCAUAUUAACACAAGCAUUCAAUGAAAUUACUUUCAAGAUGAGUUGCAGAGCAACUGUGUGUACACAAAAGUCAAUGUUCCUAUGUAGUAGGCAUUUAAAGCUGACACCAAGAGAGCCUUUUGAGUGACAUCGAGAAUUGCAGCUAAUAUUCCUCGUGUUUAUUAUUUUUGUUGUUAACUCACUGGAAACAGGAUGUAAUCUAUACAUGUGUAUAUAGAUGUGAGUGUGUUAUUUAAAUGUAGAGAGAGACUGUGGGGAACACUUACAGCUGGACUUUAAUGUGAGUGUAAAAAUAACAACAGUUAUUAUUAUUGUCUUUGGAUGUAAAUGGGAAAUGAAACUGGAAUAAAAUGAUAUAAAACGCA
Phyllopteryx taeniolatus (common seadragon) is the source of this 4471-nucleotide messenger RNA. It is a transcript of the gene asap2a, whose product is annotated as ArfGAP with SH3 domain, ankyrin repeat and PH domain 2a. The record is from RefSeq and is a predicted model, not a curated record. Gene Ontology annotation, cellular component: cytoplasm. Lineage: Eukaryota; Metazoa; Chordata; Actinopteri; Syngnathiformes; Syngnathidae. Gene Ontology annotation, biological process: positive regulation of GTPase activity. Gene Ontology annotation, molecular function: protein binding; GTPase activator activity. Bases 464 to 3385 code for a protein of 973 amino acids. The transcript is spliced from 28 exons.